This is a messenger RNA of Aspergillus pseudotamarii, 883 nucleotides long. RefSeq lists its product as uncharacterized. The coding region runs from base 328 to 774 and encodes 148 amino acids. The transcript has a single exon. Lineage: Eukaryota; Fungi; Ascomycota; Eurotiomycetes; Eurotiales; Aspergillaceae. The record is from RefSeq and is a predicted model, not a curated record.
GUCGAAGACAUUGUUUGCAGAGAUUGACCGAAGAUAAGGUAGAACUGGGUUCAGAAAAGAGAAUCGACCAAUUGAGAGAUGGGAGUGAGAACGAAAGAAAAGAGAGGACGACGAUCCGGCCGACAGUCGAAGGGGAUGUCCAAGUCUCUCAAGCUGCGUCAAGCGCGAGAGAGAGAUAUGUUUCAAACGAAUGGAUGUGCUAGGGCUGGAAACGGUUAUGGUUCCAGGCCUCGAGCACGAAUGAAUAUGAGCGCGUCGCAGAAGCGUCAACGUAAUCGAAUCGGGGGGAAAAGAUAAAAAGCUGGCCUAGGCAGCUUAUACGGUAGAAUGUAUAUAGGGUCUUCGCAAGCGUGGCGGUUAAUCAAAUCGCAUGAAUCGAGGAUCGAUGUCACGAUGACAAAUCGGGGGGGCUAUUUCACCGUCCAGAGGGAAGCAAGCGAAGGGCUCGGGAGAGUGAAGUCGAACGUUAAAAGAGUGGAACGAUCGACUGUAGCGAGCGAAUGGGGGAUGAAAGUAAAGAAUGUAAGAAGUGAAGAAAUACAAAAGAGUGAAAAGGAAAGGGAAAUGAACGAUAGAAAGAUGGUCGAUGGGAAAGAAAAGAGGGAAGAGGAGAAGAAGAAGAGAAGGGGAGAGAGAGAGAGAGGGAGAGAGAGAGAGAGAGAGAGAGAGAGAGGAAGAGAGCCAAACGGGUGGAGGACGGAUGUUGGUUGGUUCGAAGAUGGUCAGGAGAUGGGGGAUACUCAAACUAGCCUAGUGUGGAUGGGUGAGCGCUAGCUGUUUUGGCAUCGGCGGUUCCUGACUCUCUCUGACUGACUAGUCUUUCGUGGGGCCUCGUUUCCUUUUCUUUUUUAAUUCUUUUUUCCUCUUUUCCCUCUUUUGUUCU